CCAAUAGGUGCAGUUUUUUCUAACCUAUAAAAAAAAUCAAAAUAAUGUCAUCAGCCACGGUGCCCCUUUUGGACGAUGACACAGUGCCAUUUGGUGAGGAGGAGAAUCUUGAUGGAGUUCCACAGAAGAAGUAUACACAUCCCUACAUAACAUUCUUCCACAUCUUCUUUCGUGGCGCCUCCGUGGUUACCUACAUGCUGUGCGGAUGGUUCAGUGAAUCCUUCAUCACGAGCUUCGUGUGUGUUGUACUCCUCCUCUCGGCAGACUUUUGGACAGUGAAGAAUUUAAGUGGACGCUUCCUGGUCGGGAUGCGAUGGUGGAACUUUGUCGACGACGACGGGGUGUCUCAUUGGGUAUUUGAAUCCCGGAAAAAUAGCCAAGUUAGCCGUGUGAAUGCACACGAAUCACGAAUCUUCUGGCUAGCGCUGAUUCUCUUCCCGGUGAUUUGGGGUGUCUUCUUUAUCAUUGCACUGUUUGGGCUGAAGUUCAAGUGGCUCCUGCUCGUCCUCAUUGCCCUGGCACUCAAUGGGGCCAAUCUUUAUGGGUAUGUGAAGUGCAACUUUGGUGCAAAUAAGAACAUCAGCAGCGUCACGACGGAUUUCGUGCGGACGCAAGUGCUUAAGAGCGCCUUUGACAUGAUGUCCCGUCCGGGAAGUCAACCAGCUGCGAAUCCCCAGCCUACUGGGAUCGUCUGAGGCAUUCCGUGUGUAAGUUUUUCUUUUUUUUUGUGAUGUUGUCUUAAGCAUUAAAAAUAAAUUAAAUCAUUAAUUUAACGUGAAAAA
Lutzomyia longipalpis is the source of this 782-nucleotide messenger RNA. RefSeq lists its product as uncharacterized. The record is from RefSeq and is a predicted model, not a curated record. The transcript is spliced from 3 exons. Gene Ontology annotation, cellular component: Golgi membrane. Bases 45 to 695 code for a protein of 216 amino acids. Lineage: Eukaryota; Metazoa; Arthropoda; Insecta; Diptera; Psychodidae. Gene Ontology annotation, biological process: protein secretion; vesicle-mediated transport.